AUGCCGAAAGCUUACUACAUCGGGACCUUCAUCCACAGUCUCGACUUAACCACUCUCGAAAUCGUCGAACAUGGCAUUAUCUGCGUCUCCAACGGAAUAAUCAAAUCGAUUCACCGCAUGGGCAAGGACUACAGUGAGUCAGACAGCACCCUCCCUCCCUCCGUGCUCCUCCAAAAGCUCGGCCACGACGAUUGCAACACUACCCCACCGCCCAUAAUUCGCAUAAUCCCAAGGAACCACUUCUUCUUCCCGGGACUAAUAGACACACACAUACACGCGAGCCAGUACCCAAACCUAGGCUUGUUCGGCGAGUCGACACUCCUGGAUUGGCUACACAAGUACACAUUCCCGCUCGAAGCCAGCCUAACUGACCCGGCGAAAGCGAAGCGCACGUAUUCGCAGUGCGUGCGCCGCUCGCUGGAGAAUGGGACCACCACCGCGGCGUACUACGCGACGCAGAGCGCGCGGUCGACGAAUAUCCUGACGGAUGUGCUCGUUAGCCUCGGCCAGAGGGGCUUUGUAGGGCGCUGCGCUAUGGAUUCAGACCAGCAGCCGAAAUGGUACCGUGACGAGAGCCCCAAAACCGCGGAGGACGAUACAGCGGCUUGCGUAGCGUACUGUAAAGAAGCGGACCAGAGUGGCAGAGUGCGCGGCGUCAUCACGCCGCGCUUCGCACCGAGCUGCACGCGCGAUACGCUCGACCGCCUCGGCCGCUUACUCGCGGCGGGUGAGGAGGAGGGCUUACUCUGCCAGACCCACAUCUCGGAGAACAAGAGCGAGGUUGAACUUGUCAAAAAGCUAUUCCCGGAGUGCAGCAGUUAUGCGCAGGUCUACGAUGUGUAUAAGUUACUCACGCCCAGGACUGUGCUCGCGCAUGCGAUCCACCUGACCGAGGAGGAGAUCGCGCUCGUCAAGAGCAGGGGGAGUGGGAUUUCGCAUUGCCCGGUCAGCAAUAUGGCGCUGGGGAGUGGGGAUCUUUGGGUCAGGCGCUUGCUCGACGAGGGCGUUAAGGUGGGUCUCGGAACUGAUGUUUCCGGCGGGUACGACGUGAAUGUGCUCGAAGCGGCGAGGAUGGCGUGCUUGGUCUCGCGGAGUGUGGCAGAAGGCGGGAAGGGUAACAAGAGUAAGAUUUCGGUGGCGGAGGCACUUUGGCUUGCGACGAGGGGCGGAGCGGAGGUAUUGGGGUUGGAAGGGAAAGUGGGAGGUUUUGGAGUGGGCAUGGUUUGGGAUGCUAUCCUUGUCGGCGCUAAUGAAGUCCCCUACCAUCAAAACGGGGAGGCCAUUGGGGAUGUCGGGGAGAUGCUAACUGGAGUCCAUCACGAAGGGAAAAAGACUCAAAACGGGGAGGCUACCGGGGGCGUUGAGGAGAUGCCAAUCGGAGUCCAUCACGAAUGGAAAAAGACCAGAAUUGGUGGCAAAGUGGACUUUUUCGGAUGCGAGAGCUGGGAGGAGAAGGUCGCUAAGUGGCUAUACUCCAGCGAUGAUAGAAAUAUCAGGGCGGUGUGGGUUGGCGGGGAGUUGGUCUGCCAGAAG
Molecule: messenger RNA, 1533 nt
Organism: Tuber aestivum (summer truffle)
Lineage: Eukaryota; Fungi; Ascomycota; Pezizomycetes; Pezizales; Tuberaceae
Source: the annotation of a GenBank genome assembly